UCCCCAACCCCAGCCAUUUAUUUCACCAGUCUCGCUCGCCGCCGUCUCUCUCCCCUCGGCCGCGCGCCGCCAGGAUUCAAUCAUCAGGCGGAAAAAGGAAGGAAGGAAGGAAGGAGGUUUAUCCCGAAACCCGGCGGGAUCAGCGGGGGAAUAUACGCCUCCCCUGUCGGCCGUCAGAGCGUGUGCGCUUGAGGAGCAGCCAUGGAGACGGGAGGGGAUAUCCGAGAGCGGAAGAGGGCUGGCGUUUGAUUCGUUGUUCUUUAGCUCGCGAGCAGCGUUGUCUCCGCCGGAAUCGGGCGGAGCGGUUUCGCUUUCGAGUGAAAGCUACGGGUUGGCUUGUACUGACCUGUGUGAAAGAGCGCUACUACUUGGGAGGCCAUCAGAGGUGUUUGGUUUGGUCAAAGAAAGCUCAGCUCCCUUCUUUUGUCUUGCCCGUGGGAUGCUUGCCGUGAGCCUCUGUGUUGGUCCUUGGAGAGAAUAAUACGUGCCCGAGGAGCUUUGGUUCUUGUGAUUACUCUUGUAGUCUUCUCGCCGAUUGUGAUUGGGAGAGCAACAGCGCUCUUCUGGGGCUUGGCUAUGUCCGUCUCAGAGAAGGUGGCGCCAUCAUCAUCAGUUUCUUCAUCGUCAGAUUUGGAUCCGUUGUUGAAGGAUCUUACAGAGAAGAAGUUGAGCUUUCGGAGGAACGUGGUGUCGUUGGCAGCAGAGCUCAAAGAUGUCAGAAAUAAACUUGCUUCCCAGGAGCAGCUGUUUGUGACGGAAUCCCAAACUAGGAAGGUUGCAGAGACAAAGGCAAGGAGCAUGGAAGAGGAAGUAAGCAAGCUGCAGAAAUGCUUACAGGAGAAGGAUGAGCAACUGCGUUCAUCGACAAGUAGCACGGAACAGUACCUCCACGAGUUGGAUGAUCUUAGAACACAACUUUCAUUUACCCGCGCUACAGCAGAAGCAAGUGCUGCAUCAGCCAAGUCAGCUCAGUUGCAGUGCUUGUCAUUGCUGAAAGAGCUGAAUGAGAAGGACUGCUCGCUGAAAGAGCACGAACUUCGAGUGAACAAACUAGGUGAGCAGCUUGAUCUUCUCCAGAAGGAUCUGCAAGCAAGGGAGCUCUCACAGAGGCAACUCAAAGAUGAAGUUACACGGAUUGAGACCGACAUCAUGGAUGCAGUUGCCAAAGCUGGUUCCAAGUCUGACAAAGAUAAUGAGCUUCUAAAGAUCCUAUCUGAUGUUUCACCAAGGAAUGUUCAGAAUCUCAACAACCUUUUGAAUGCUAAGGAUACAGAGAUUGCAAGGUUGAGAGAGGAAAUCAGGAUAUUAUCUGCUCAUUGGACAAACAAGAGCAAGGACUUAGAAUCGCAGUUGGAAAAGCACCGGAGGACUGAUCAGGAACUGAAGAAGAGGGUUCUGAAGCUUGAAUUUUGUCUUCAAGAAUCACAAUCUCAGAUGCGAAAACUCAAGAGGAUGGGGGAGAAAAGGGACAAGGCACUCAAGGAGCUCAUGGACCAGGUGGCCAUGAAGCAGCCCAACAGCUCGUACCAUGGCAUCAAGGAGAAUUUCUGGGAGAGCCAGGGCUUCAAGUUCAUCGCCUCCAUGUCGAUGCUAGCCCUGGUCAUCCUUGCAAAACGAUGAAAACGGCAGGCAUCCUGAACCCAAUCAUGUGUAAAGAAGUUCAGAUUCCAGUGUUAGGUGAGCAGCUAGCUCAUAGUUUAUAGUUUAAGAAGCUGUUGAUGUAGCGGCUUACAUUAGUUUGUAGACUAGGGCAGUUGAGCAUGCUGCAUGAUCAGAUGUCCAGACCGAAAUUUGCCGACAUAUCCAAUCCUUGUCCUGUAGACUGUAAUAGAUGUAGUCUGUACUCUGUAGUGCAGUUUCUGCCAGUUCAUGUAAGCUCAUAACCUGUCUUGUAGUGACACCUAGUUCGUGUAAGCUCAUGAGAAGUCAUGGAUCUACAUCAUAUAAUCUCAGAGUAGUUACUGCAGUUGUCGCUGCGGUUUAAUGUUA
Panicum hallii is the source of this 1989-nucleotide messenger RNA. RefSeq names its product nuclear envelope-associated protein 2-like. The record is from RefSeq and is a predicted model, not a curated record. Bases 577 to 1620 code for a protein of 347 amino acids. NCBI's taxonomy places the organism in Eukaryota, Viridiplantae, Streptophyta, Magnoliopsida, Poales, Poaceae. The transcript is spliced from 6 exons.